Drosophila navojoa is the source of this 975-nucleotide messenger RNA. RefSeq lists its product as uncharacterized. Lineage: Eukaryota; Metazoa; Arthropoda; Insecta; Diptera; Drosophilidae. The record is from RefSeq and is a predicted model, not a curated record.
UAAACGCACCAAGUUGCCUUGUCGUCUGGCCUCCUCCAUCCAGCAUGAAUCUGCGCUACAUUUGCACCUUGUCGCUGCUGCCCACGCUCUACGUGCUGCUGGUGCUGCUGCUGGACUAUGUGGAGCAGGGCUUGGCCCAGAAUCCGGAUCCGCUGUUCGAGCUGCCCGUGCAGCUGGUCGGCUUCCCCGUGAUCGUCCUGUCCGUGCGCCUCUCGCAGUUCGCCAAGAAGCUGGCCUACUCCCUCAAUCCGAAUACGUACCGUUCGCGCAGCAGACGAGACGCCGGCCAGCCGCACGCCCUCGACGCCGAGUUGGCCAAGAAGGAAAUUCUGCGCGAGUUCGGGCCACAGGCUUGCAUACUCGAGGAGCCGUGCCGCAUGCAUGCCGCACGUUCAGCCAGCCAACGACGUUCUGGCUUUGCGGGCAACGCAGCGCCACAUGCACCCUGGUCUGAGGUCUUGAGGAACUACAAAGUGCAAUCAACCGGCGGCUUGAAACAAUGGUAUCUGCUCUCGGUCUUUAUCGGCGAUGCUGUGCGAGAUGUGCCGCUAUGCAAGCACCUGGCCAAGCGGAUGCCCUGUCCAGGGGCCGGUCCACUGCCGCCGCCCCAGCCGCGCUAAGGACCAGCUGCAGUACGGGCGGGCAAUUAUUUUAUUCUUUUUUUAUAUAGAGUAUAUUGUAUAUUGUAUAUAGUAUAUGGUAGACAACGCAGUUGCCGGGGCUCUGCAGCAUCUGCAUCAUUUGCAUCGUGUAGUCAGUCAAUCGCAUGGACAUCUUUGUUACAUUCUUUCCAAACUCCAACUCCAACUCCGACUCCAACUCCGACUUUAACUUUCAUUUCUCUCUUUAGUCAUUCUUCAUGAAUUCGUACUGCUAGUUGUUUUUAGGGGGUUCUCAUUUAAGCGACAGACCCAGCAUAGGCUUAGACUUGCAUAAGUAUGAAGAAUAAGCAAAUAAAUCAACAAGAACAAAAUC